GGACCGGGCGUGUUCAAGGAAAUCGUCCAGCGUGAACCGAUCGCUUUUCACAUGUGGUUUCAUCAGGAGAUUAUGAACCCGUUUUUCUGAGGUUUAGCACAUGAGUCAAUUUAACCUUUUACGGGCUGUGGUAACUUUCGAAUGAAAACACACAGAAGUUACGAAGUUUCUGAUGCCUUUGAGACAUUACAACAUCAACAAGUGAAGUGAAAAACGGGCACUUGUUUCUUUCGAUUCGAGCAAACUUGAGGAAAGUGCGAAAUUCUUGUUUUUCGAUAUAUGAUUUAUGUUGUGCUCUGUUGAGGUCGGCUCUUCGUGUUCAUAACGCCAUGGAAUAACGCAGAAAUUACUGAAGUUCGUGGAGUUUCGUAGGACCAUGGACUGGUGGGUUGUACAUGGUGGAGGCGGGGAUAGGUCUGCUGGGAGAACACUGGUCAUCGCGCUGGUAGUGGUGCUCUAUUCUGCUUGGGCAGGUGUUGUGUCAGGCCAGUGUAAUUGUACAGUGGACUGCGUGACAUCCUGCAGUGCAGGGGAAUACUUCCAUUCCAACUCCUCUCUAUGUGUGCCAUGUGAUCCAGGAUACUAUUGUGCAGGUGGGACCUCAGGGCAGGAGCCAUGUCCUGUUGGGACGGCCAAUCAGAUUUCAGGCAGCUCUGAUGUGGCAGAUUGUCUCCAAUGUAGUGAAGCUAGUGUAGCAAUUUCCCAGGGCUCCGCUACAUGCGUGCCUUGCCUGGCUGGUUCAGUGGCAAAUUCUUCGAGAACAGCAUGUGAGGUGUGUCCACAAGGGAGUUACCGCUCAGAUACAGACUUAAAGUGUCAGCCAUGUCCCGCAGGUUCUAAAUGCCCAAAUGAUGGGAUGUCAGCUCCUAUAGCCUGUCCUGUGGGGGAAUACCAGAAUGAUACCUCUCAGAGUGAUUGUAUCCCCUGUCCCUCAGGUCAUGAAUGCUCUAACCCAUCAUCCUCACCCAGUCAGUGUAUUGCUGGACAGUACGCACUUUCAUCCUCCACUAAUUGUUCACAGUGUGACUCAGGUUACUACAGUGAUGCACCAGGGUUCUCUUCCUGUCAGCCUUGCACAGCGGGGUACUACUGUACAGCUUCCACACGGACACCAUGUGGGAGUGGGAAGUAUAGCUCUGCCUUCUCCCUCAGCUGUCAGGACUGCCCAGAGGGUUAUGCAUGCCCAGGACCCUCCACCCAGAGUCCUGACCUCUGUCUGGCAGGGACAUACGCUGCUAGCCGCUCUUCUUCUUGUUCUAACUGCACCCGUGGUCAUCAGUGUCCUGCCGACGGCAUGUCCACACCAGAGCCCUGUCUGAACGGGACGUAUGCCCCAUCUUUAGGGGCUGUAACCUGUGAUCUUUGUCCUGCAGGGAUGAAGUGCCCGGAUGUGACUGGCUCUGCAGUGAACUGCCUGGCUGGAGAGUUCAGUCCCCUGGGUGUGACUAUCUGUAGCCCCUGUGAUGAGGGGGAAUACUCAGCCAGCCCGGGGGCAGACUCCUGUAGUGUGUGCCCCGAGGGACAAGCCUGCCUCAGCAAGAACCAGGCUCCUCGUAACUGUUCCAUGGGCGAAUACAGUCUUGGUGGCCAGAAGGUGUGUACGGCCUGCAGCCCAGGCACCUAUAAGGAUGUGGAGGGGGUUGGAAGCUGCCAGCCAUGCCCAGCAGGUUUCUCCUGUCCUACACCAUCAGCAGCCCAGUCCUGUUCUGAUGGAGAGUACUCCUUGGGUGGAGAUGUGAGCUGUCUCCCCUGUCCAGGAGGCUACAGCUGCUCCAAUAAGGAUCAAGACCCUGUUGUUUGCUCUGCCGGUUCCUACUCCAGUAACCGCAGCCUUCUGUGCUCAGAAUGCCCCCAGGGUCAUUAUUGUCCAGAUAAUGCAAUGACAGAGCCCAUUCCCUGCCCUUCAGGAUGGUACCAAACCAGCACAAACAUGACAGUAUGCACAGAGUGCCCACAAGGUCACAAGUGCACCUCCCCAUUUUUUUCCCCGACAGCCUGUUUAGCAGGACAGUAUCAAGAUGGGCGUGGCAUGCAGACAUGUAUUAAUUGUCCAUCUGGGUUCUAUGUGUUGGGGACUGGGAAUUCAGCCUGUACAGAAUGUCCAGCUGGGUCCAGAUGUCCUGAUCCCUCGUCCUCUCCUGUGCCCUGUGCAAGUGAUGAGUACUCCAAUGCUGGAUCCACAAGUUGUUCUUCCUGCCCACCGGGUAAAACAUGCGGAUCUGGAGGAUCACCCACAUCCUGUGUCACUGGUGAAUAUUCUAAUGGGACUGUUUGUGUGCCAUGCCCUGUGGGGUAUUAUUGCCCCUCCCCUCUGUCAGGCCCACAGAUCUGUGCCCAUGGAACAUACCAGGACAGUGAGGGCCAAUCUUCCUGUGCAUCCUGCCCUCAGGGACACUCCUGCUAUGAUGUCAGUGCCUCCCCUGUACAGUGUGAUGCAGGCUUCUACAGUCUGGCAGGCCAGGUCGGCUGUACCUUGUGUCCAGACGGGUUCUACAGUUCGUCUGCAUCAGGGUCCUGCACUCUCUGCCCCGCUGGGAAACGCUGCUUUGACGGAACUUCCUACAUCGCUGCAGAAGAUUGUGAUGCAGGCUCCUACAGUCCAUCAGGGCGAACCAGCUGCUCUGUUUGUGCAAAUGGUACAUACAGUGGAGUGGGUUCCAGUCUGUGUUCCCUCUGUCCCCCAGGCAAACACUGCUUUGACCCCAGUGUGACCCCUGUUACGUGUGGUGAUGGCUUCUACAGCCUGGGAGGAAUGGUGCAGAGUUGUUCCCCCUGUCCAGCAGGUUUUCAUUGUGCUGAUAAAACUUCAGCCCCAGUUGCUUGUGCAUCAGGUUACCACUCCUCUGAGGGCCAGCUUAACUGUGAUGCCUGUCCUGUUGGAUUCAGUUGCCUAGACCCCAGCCAAGCACCAACAGCCUGUGAUGCCGGAUACUACAGUCCAUUUGGAAGUGCCAUGUGUAUGAUCUGCCCAGCUGGGUACGAGUGUGAGUCCUCCUCUAACAGUCUCAGUGCCUGUACCUCUGGCUGGUACAGUCUGUCUGGAAGUCUCAACUGUACUGAGUGUCCCGCGGGGUCCAUGUGCCCCUUCCCCUCUCUACCACCCAUCAUGUGCUCAGUGGGAACGCAUACCAAUGGUCAGGCUGGCCAGACCAGCUGCACUGACUGCCCAGCAGGCAGCGAAUGUCCAAGUAUAAGCUCUGCCCCAGUUACCUGCAGCAGUGGAAGUUAUAGCCUGGGCAAGUCCACCCAAUGUACAACCUGCCCUGUAGGGUACGAGUGCUCCACAACGAACCAAGCCCCAGUAGCCUGCUCCCCUGGAACCUAUUCUGUUGGCAGUCAGACCUCCUGUACGGCCUGUGGGGCAGGGAUAGCCUGUCCCUCAACAACCACCUCCACAGACAGCUAUACCUGUCCGCCAGGGUCUUACUCGACAGGCAGCCAGUCCUCCUGUACUUACUGCACUGCUGGGUUUUACUGCCCCUCCACUACAGCCAGCACCAGCACCAUCUGCACCACUGGUACCUACUCCUUUGAAGGCUCCUCCUCAUGUGACCCGUGUCCUGCAGGAUGGCAGUGCCCUUCUCUGGACGGCUCAGAGAAUUCCCCAUGCCCCCCAGGCUUUUACAGUGCGGGUAAUGCCACAAUCUGCACACCGUGCCCAGCCGGUGUGGCCUGUCCUAACACAGACUCCAACAUCACCCUGACCUGUCUUGCAGGGACAUUUUCGGUCGGGAAGCAGACAGCUUGUACCCUGUGCCCACCGGGCUAUGCAUGCCCCAGCACCACUGCGGACACCAUGACGGAAUGUACUACAGGUUUCUUCAGCGAGGGUGGGCGCGCUGCCUGUGUGGAGUGCACAGCUGGGUAUGCCUGCCCGUCUAAAUACGACAGUUACCGCAUCACCUGUCCACCUGGAACUUACUCUGAAGCAGGGGCCACAGCAUGCACAGAGUGUGAGGCUGGUAAUGAGUGCCCCAGUACAGAUAAAGCAGGCACGGGGUGUGCCGCUGGUUACUACAGUCUAGGGUUCACCACAACUUGUACCAGAUGUCCAGCAGGGUACUUCUGUGACACUGGGAGUAAGGGACUGCCUCCAGUGGUAUGUCCAGAGGGUCAGUACAGUCAGGCCGAGGCCACUGUGUGUACAAACUGUGAUGCAGGCUACAGCUGUCCUGAGGGUAGCACCAGUGCCACGCCCACAUCCGCCAAGUGUGCACGAGGCUACUACUGCUUGGGGGGAGAAUUGGAAACACCCUGUCCGAAAGGGACCUACGGUGGUGCUGAGGGCCUGAAAGCAGAUACAGAGUGCACCUCAUGUCCCCAGGGCUACUAUUGCCCAGAGGGCACAGCAGGUGCUCCUUCCUCUAGCCUUAUUUGUCCCCGGGGUCACUACUGUCCAGAGAAGACCGGGGACUACAAGGAGCACCCGUGUGAUGCUGGAAGCUACUACAACAACCUUGGAGCUGUAACUCAGAAUGAGUGCCAGAACUGCCCCCAAGGUCGAUUUUGUAGUGCGGGUACGGGAGACCCUUACUGUGAUGCCUGUAUCUGCCCACGAGGGUCCUACUGCCCCACAUCCACUGGCACGCCUGUCCCGUGCCCUGCUGGUCUCUACACAGAAGAGGAGGGCAGCACAGGUCAAGAGUUUUGUAAGACCUGCCCUGCAGGUCACUAUUGUGAGGAAGGGACCCCCACCCCCACCCCGUGCUCUCCGGGCACCUUUAACCCCAUGGUCAGUGGACAGAACGCCACAGCAUGUGCCCCAUGUACAUCAGGGACCGCUUGCACAGACUACGCCCUCACUAAACCUAACUAUCCAUGUUCUCCUGGCUACUACUGCCCUGGGGGAAACUACCGCCCUAACCAGACUGAGUAUGCCUGUCCAGCUGGGACCUUCACUGACUUCAACAACCUGACAGCCGUCGAGCAGUGUGAACAGUGCCUGCCCACUGUGGCCUGCCUUCUGGGCACUGGAGGCAUGCAGAAGUCUCCUGUAGCCUGUGGGAUGGGCCACUACUGCCCUGCAGGGACUGGGUCUCCCACCCAGUACCCCUGCCCGGCUGGCACCUUUACAAAUCUGACAAACCUGGCUAGGGCUGAGGACUGUUACAUUUGCCCCAGGGGGUGGUACUGCCUGGAGGGGUCCUCUGCACCCACAGACCACUGUGACAAGGGACAUUGGUGUCCAGAUGGCACACCUAUGGGUGACAGUAACCCUUGCCACGCGGGGUCUUUCAGUAACCACACAGGUAACACCAGAUGGGAGCAGUGUGAGGACUGUACUCAGGGGAGCUACUGUCCUCAGGCCUCUGUGUUACCUACACCAUGUCCAGCAGGUACGUUUCGCGAAGACACAAAGGGAGAGGCCCUGGCAGACUGUAGUGAGUGUACUGCUGGAUACUACUGUCCUGGGGAGGAGAAUGUACAGCCGUUACCCUGUGAAAAGGGGAACUACUCUGAUAGCGGAGCAUCAGAAUGCAUCUCAUGUGAACCUGGCCAUUAUUGUGACCAGAAUGCCACGAGUUUCAGCUUCAUGGAGAUGUACAGAGUAUGCCCGGCCGGCAUGGAGUGCCCUGAAGGAAUGGUACGUGCGCCUGAUCUAGUCCGAGACCAGUGUCGUAAAGGGCACUACUGCCCCAGAGGUGAUGUGAACCCCUGGCCCGUACCAUGCCCCAACGGAACCUUCAACGCAGAAGUCGGAAUGAAGCAGGUGUCUGACUGUCAGAAAUGUCCACCUGGCCAAUACUGCAUCCCAGAGGGUCUGAGUGAGCCAGCUGGUGAUUGUCCAGGGGGAUAUUACUGCCCAUUAGGGACUGGCGAUCCAGAGUCCUUCCCCUGCCCGAUAGGGUUUUACAGGAACAGUUCAUCUAAGGAGUCAUUCCAGGACUGUGCAGAGUGUCUCUCGGGGUACUACUGUGACCGUGAAGGCCUGGCUGAACCCAUCGUUUGCCCCGCUGGUUAUUUCUGUGUCAGUGGCAGUACUUACGCAUCUCCUUGCCCCCUGGGGACCUACAGCUACUCUGUUGGCUUGCGGCGUAGCUCUGAUUGUACUCCGUGCCCUGGUGGCUACUAUUGUGAUGGUAUUGGUCGCACCUCACCCACAGACGUUUGUGAUGCUGGGUUCUACUGCAGAGAGAAGGCCUAUACCUCUGCCCCACCAGAUGGAGCCACUGGUGGUGUUUGCCCUGCCGGAGGCUACUGUCCUCCUGGAUCUGCUGUCUCCACCCCAUGUCCUGUGGGGAAAUAUAGUGCCUCUCCUGGUGCGAAGACCGAGUAUGACUGCAUCCCAUGUGACCCUGGUUUUUAUUGUGCUGGCUCCAGUGGUACUGGUGUAUCUGACCAGUGUGCUCCAGGUUAUUACUGUACGGGAGGGGCGGGUGUGCCUACUCAAUAUGACACCCCGGCUGGCCACUACUCUGAGGCAGGGGCCUUUAAACCUGAACCAUGCCCCCGUGGAAGCUACCAGCCAGCACAGCGUUCAUCCUCAUGCCUCGUUUGCCCCCAAGGUUAUUACUGUAAUGGAACAGGCACUGUUACCGAGACCAUUUGCCCUACAGGGUAUUACUGCCCUGAGGGAAGUGAAAACCCCACACCCUGCCCACGCGGCACCUUCCUAAAUGACGUGGGCAAGUACACAGAGGGCCAUUGUAACCCCUGCACACAGGGCUAUGCUUGUGAGUACUAUGGCCUUAGUGAACCCAACACACCAUGCUACCAAGGUCAUUACUGCUCUUAUGGUGCCAACAUCUCCACACCCAUCGGUGAGUCCUUUGGUGAUCUGUGUCCCCCAGGGUACUACUGUCCUGAGGGGACUGCAGAGUUCGCCCACACCCCCUGCCCUAAUGGCACUUAUUCUAACUACACAGGCAAUGCUGGCCUCUCAGACUGCAUGUCCUGUGAUGCAGGGCUUGUCUGUGCUGGCCUGGCACUCACACAGCCUAAUGGCAUCUGUUCAGCCGGAUAUUUCUGCCGGGGUGGGGCUCUCACAGAUAAACCGAAUGAUGGAGGAGCGACAGGAUCUUACUGUCCUACAGGACACUACUGCCCAGAAGGAUCGGGUGAACCAGUUCGCUGUCCGCCAGGUUCCUUUGUCAAUGUCACAGGCCUGGACUUCUGCUUCAACUGUCCCCCGGGUUACUUCUGUACCGAUGGAGAGGUGCCCCUGAAGUGCCCUCGGGGCUACUACUGCCCGGGUAACACCACCUCUGCUCAGCCGCCCUGCCCCAGAGGGACCUACAACCCUGACUUGGGAAUGGCAUUGGAAGCACACUGUAAACCCUGUCUGGGUGGAUACUAUUGUGACAAGUUAGGAGCUGUGAACUUUGACCCAAGCCUUAAUGACACAGGAACAGGGCCAUGUGACGCUGGGUACUACUGUAAACAAGGGGUAAAUGUGAGCACACCAACAGAGGACACAACCAGUGGUAUUGGGGGCCCCUGCCCCACAGGGUUUUACUGCCCACAACAGACAGAGGACCCUAUCCCCUGCCCCAAUGGAACCUACAGAGACACUAUUCAGGGGAAGAGUUUGUCUGACUGUCUGGCAUGUAAGCUGGGUCAGUACUGUGGGUCCACCAACCUGUCUGAUGCUUCGGGACCAUGUGAUGCUGGCUUCUUCUGUCUCCGUGGCAACAACGCUCCAAACCCAACAGGAGAUGAGUCGGACAAAGGUGGUCCCUGCCCUGUUGGUAAAUACUGCCCUGUAGGGACCUCUUACCCACUUGGGUGCCCAGCAGGGACGUACAACAACAUGACUGGUCAGGCAGAGUGCUGGGAGUGUCCUGCCGGGUACUUCUGCCCGGACAACAUCACCACAUAUGAGGACUACCCCUGUCCUGAGGGCUACUACUGCCCUAACGGCACCCGUUUCAGCAUUGAGUACCCAUGCCCCACUGGGCAUUACCGUAAUGUUAGCCUGGGUCAGAGUGUGGAUGACUGCUACCUGUGUCCAGGGGGUCAGUACUGCGGACAAGAGGGUUUGCCUAACCCCUCAGGACCCUGUGAUGAAGGUUACUUCUGCGUGAUUGGGGCAUCCUCAAGUCAACCCACGGAGUACAACAACUUCACAUCUGGUGAUUGUCUAUGUCCAAGUUCCCUGACCGGCGGUCAGUGUCAACCAGGCUUCUACUGUCCCCAGGGGUCAGAAGAACCAGUCAUGUGUAGGGAGGGUCGCUUCUGUGCUACCCCAGGUUUGCCUGACGUGACAGGUUUAUGUGCCGCGGGCUAUUACUGUAACAGAGGAGCCACACGGGAUAACCCAGUGGAUGGGGUUACAGGAAAUAUCUGCCCUGCCGGUAGAUACUGUGGUGUAGGUACUGACAGUAACCCCCCUGGCUGUCCGCGAGGCACCUUCUCCAACCAAACAGGGCUAGCCUCUGAAGCUGGGUGUUGGGCCUGUACCCCUGGGUUUUACUGUGCUAAUGAGGGACUGACUCAACCCACUGGUCCCUGCGCAGAAGGUUACUACUGCCCCAGUGGUCAGAACAUGAGUGACCCGUUCCUGUGUAGGGCGGGAUACUACUGCCCAGAGGGGAGUUAUGAGGAGAUUGCCUGUGACAGUGGUACCUACCAGGAUCAGACUGGGCAAGGCAGCUGUAAGACUUGUCCCCAGGGUUACUACUGUGAUUAUGCUGACCGUCCGUUGACUGACUACACAUCGUACCCCUGCCCCCAGGGCUAUUACUGCCCUAAUGGCACCCAGCAUGGUAACCAGUACGGCUGUCCGCAGGGAACCUAUAACCCAUACAGUCUUCUGGAAAGGGAGGACCAGUGUACCCAAUGUGAUGCAGGGAAAUACUGCGAUACUGUGGGACAAGCAACAGUCACAGGUGACUGUGACGCCAGAUACUGGUGUAAGAGUGGAUCUGCCUCAGCUACACCUACUGACGGUGUGACAGGAGAGCUCUGUCCCCAGGGUCAUUUCUGUGCCAUAGGUACCACUGUGCCCACCCCAUGUCCCCUGGGAACCUGGUCUAACAGCACUGGGUUAGGGGAUCAGACAGAAUGCCAAGACUGUAGUGGAGGCUUCUACUGUAAUGGCACUGGGCUUACAACACCCUCUGGGCCCUGUGACCCAGGGUUCUACUGCUCGGGGAAGUCCACCACCCCAACCCCAGACGACGGAGGCACAACAGGUGCCCCCUGCACCCUGGGGCACUAUUGCCUUGAGGCUACGGCUGUGCCAGUGCCCUGCCCUGAUGGGACAUACAUGACAAACACAGGGGCUGAGGUGUGCUGGAACUGUACCCCUGGUCAUUACUGUGUGACAGGCCUCAGCCCGGAUACCUGCCCACCAGGCUACUACUGCCCAGAGGGGACGGGGGUCAUCUGGCAGUCCUGUCCCCCAGGCACAUUCAGUAUAGCCGCUGGCCUGUGGGAUGUGGAGAACUGCACACAGUGUACAGGUGGGUACUACUGUAGUGAGCCUAAUGCAACAACUGUUACGGGAGAGUGUGAUGCAGGAUACUUCUGCACCUUAGGAUCUGAUUCUGCUACACCUGAUGUUAACAGUACUGGGAUGGCCGGACCCUGCCCUGCUGGUCACUUCUGCCCACAGAGGACAGUUACCCCUCAGGGAUGCCCCGUGGGGACGUACAGCACUGCCCAGAAACUGACCAAUGCCUCUGAGUGCACUAGCUGCUCAUAUGGGAGGUAUUGUGACGCAGAAAGUCUGACAGAUCCAGCUGGAGAUUGCCAUGCUGGCUUCUACUGCCUCAGGGGGGCAUCCUCGCCUAAUAACCCUGUUGAGGGUGUGAGUGGUGGUCCAUGCCCUGCUGGACACUACUGCCCUAACGGAACCGCAUAUCCUCUGGUGUGCCCAGCUGGAUCAUACAACCCCUCCAGCGGUCAAGCUCUCUGUACACCUUGUCCUGCCGGCUACUUUUGUCCAGAGAAUUCCACAGAUUAUUCAGGGAACCAGUGUUAUACAGGUCACUACUGCCCCACAGGCACAGCCUAUGGGGAUGAAUUCCCCUGCCCCCGAGGAUACUAUAGCAACAGCCCUGGGAGACAGAGUGUGGAUGAAUGUAGCCCGUGUUCCCCCGGUUAUUUCUGCGAGUCUGCAGGAUUAUCCAGCGUUACUGGACCCUGUGAUGAAGGCUGGUACUGUGUGAGAGGGGCCUGGUCUGCCACACCCACAGACUACGGCAACAUGACGAACAACGGGGAAUGUUUCUGCCCUAAUAACAGCACAGGUGGACAGUGUCAGCCUGGUCAGAUCUGUCCCAGGGGAUCAGGUCAACCUCAGCUAUGCCCAGCAGGAUACUACUGUUCCCUACCUGGCCUGUCCAAUGCCACAGGCCUGUGUGACUCUGGGUAUUACUGCACCCUGGGUGCUUCACGCUCAGACCCCCAUGGUGACUCUACAGGUGGCCCUUGUCCCCCAGGACAUUACUGCCCAGAGGGGACCAGUGACCCAGAGGACUGUCCCCCAGGGUACUUUACCAAUGCUACAGGCAACUCAGACUUCUCUGAAUGUAGGCUGUGUACUGAAGGUUACUUCUGUGAAAAUGCUGGCUUAAGUGAACCUACUGAUCAGUGUUCACCUGGCUACUACUGUCCGGUCGGCCAGAAUGUAUCGGCUCCAUCACUGUACAUCUGCACUCCUGGUCAUUACUGUGAAGCUGGCAGCCCCACACAGCUGGCCUGUUCAUCUGGCUCAUAUCAAGAUGAGUUUGGACAGGCUGUUUGUAAGGAGUGUCCAGCAGGCUUCUACUGUGAUGCAACUCUCCAGAAUGAUACUGUCUGUUCACAUGGUGUCCAGAACCCUGUGCCAUGUCCCGUUGGGCAUUUCUGUCCCAAUGGUACCAGAUUUUCAUCACAGUAUGGAUGCCCCAGAGGAACCUUCAGUAACCAGGAAGGUUUGACUCGCUCUGCAGAAUGCUCGCCAUGUUCACCGGGCUUAUACUGUUUAACAGAAGGGCUGCCAGCGCCCACUGGGCCCUGCCAGGCUGGUUACUACUGUACAGAAGGGGCUUCGUCGAGCACCCCAUCUGACAACACUACAGGUAACAUCUGCCCCGCUGGUGCCAACUGUCCAGAAGGAUCACCUGCUCCGUCCUUGUGCCCACCAGGAACAUACAACCCCACAGAAGGUAUUGAGUCUGAACAGGAGUGUUUGGCAUGUUCACCUGGACAAUACUGCGCCUCUCAUGGUCUUGUAGCUCCCACUGGGAACUGCUCAGCCAGGUAUUACUGCUCGUCUAACGCCUCCACGGACUCCCCAACUGAUGGGGUGACAGGGGAUGAGUGUCCAGUGGGACACUUCUGCCCAGAGGGCACUGCCAACCCUAUUCCAUGUGAGCCAGGAACCUACACUGAUACGCGCCUCAAUGAUGUAUGCUUGAUCUGUACCCCAGGCUACUACUGUACACAGGGAUCUAACCCUCAAGCCUGCCCUGUCGGAUUCUACUGCCCAGAAGGUACUGGGCAUGUUUGGAGCGCAUGCCCAGCCGGUACUUUCAGCUCCGCCACUGGGCUGUACAACAUUACACAGUGUACGUCAUGUACCGGAGGAUUUUACUGUGACCAACCCAAUGCAACGUCAGAGACAGGACCAUGUGAUGCAGGGUUCUUUUGUAGAAGUGGCUCUGAUGCACAAAGACCAUCUGGGCUGACCCUGGGAGAUGCUGGCCCAUGUCCUGAGGGUCACUACUGUCCCCAGCAGACCCAGGAUCCUUUUCCCUGCCAACCUGGUUUCUUUAGUAAUGUGACAGGCCUCACAUCAGAUGCUGAGUGCCAGGAAUGCCUGGCUGGCCACUACUGUGAUAUCCCUGGUCUCUGGUACCCAGUGGGCUUGUGUCGUGAAGGGUACUACUGUGCUGGGGGUUCUAACAGCUCCAGCCCAGCCCUGACUAUGGUGACUGGUGGCCCCUGUCCUUCAGGGACCUUCUGCCAGGCUGGGUCCAUCUCACCUGAACCCUGUCUGGCUGGUACGUACAACCCUCAGGAGGCACAGGCUAACUGUACAGACUGCCCACCAGGCUAUUACUGUACCACAGGCAGCAGCAAUAUAACAGACUGUCCAACAGGUCACUUCUGUCCUCUGAGGACAGAGUUUGCAGAGCAGUACCCAUGUCCUAAUGGUACUUUCAACAAUGUAAGCAGUAGAGCAGGGCCUGAAGCUUGUCAGCUGUGCACCCCAGGAUCGUACUGCCCAGAGCCUGGGCUGACAGAGCCUGUGGGGCUAUGUGCACCAGGCUGGUACUGCACCCUGGGGGCAUGGUUAGACAAGCCCACGUCUGUGGGCAAUGACACAGGGGAUCAAUGUGACUGCCCGUCACAGAUGACUGGAGGAUUCUGUACGGCAGGAACGUUCUGUCCCCAGGGAUCCACAGCCCCUCAACCCUGUACCCCAGGAUACUACUGCCAGACCGACAAACUACCUGGUGUGUCAGGAGAAUGCUUACCUGGAUAUUACUGCAGUGGGAGUGCCAUUCUGCCGAAUCCUGUCAAUGAUACAACCGGUGAUGUUUGUCCUAAGGGCCACUAUUGCCCAGCUGCCAGCCCCUACCCGACACCCUGUGGUGAAGGAGAGUUCAGUGACCGUUAUGGUAACCACAAUGCCAGUAAUUGUCUGCCAUGUACAGCAGGCAUGUACUGCUCGGGAACUGGUCGUGAAUUGCCUGAUGGCCUAUGUGAUGAGGGGUGGUUCUGCCCCUCUGGGAUGACAGUACCUCAGCCCCCAGGGAACAGGUGCCUGGCAGGACACAGUUGCCCACAGGGCAGUGCCCAGCAGACGCCCUGUGCCUCAGGCUCCUAUCAGCCCUUACCUGGACAGGGAAUCUGCCCCACCUGUCCUGCAGGACUGUACUGUGACCUGACAGAAGCUAUGACUGAGGCCCAGAGCGGGGUCAGUGCCCCAUCCCACGGGGUUGUCACACCGAAGGACUGCCCCGCAGGGUUUUACUGCCCCAAUGGAACCAGGACAGACAGAGAAAACCCCUGUCCAGUGGGAACUUUUAGCAAUAAUACAGGUUUGGAGAGUUUGUCACAGUGUCGCCCGUGCACACCAGGUUAUUUCUGUGAGUCAGAGAACAUAACCUCCCCAACUGGUCAUUGUCAGCCUGGAUACUACUGUGUCAUAGGAAUGUCCUCUCCUGCACCCUCUGCCUCAGCAAACGGGGGCCCUUGCCCUCAGGGUACCUAUUGUCUAGAGGGGUCAGUUACCCCAACACCCUGUCCAAAGGGCACAUUUGGGGACAGGCAAAGGCUACCGGCAUUGGAAGAUUGUGCCAUAUGCCCACCUGGAGAGUAUUGUGACGUGUCAGGCCUUACUAACACGAGUGGCCUGUGUCUACCGGGAUACUACUGUAGUAACGGAUCAGAGGAGGCGGCACCUGUGGGGAAGGGCUAUGGAGACGAAUGCCCUGUGGGUCAUUACUGCCCAGAAGGCAGCCAUCAGCCCGUAGCGUGUCUUACAGGGUUUUACCAACCUUAUGUCAGAAUGACCAAUGUUACUGCCUGUCUGAUGUGCGACCCUGGAAUGUUCUGUAACACCACUGGGGGCGACACUGUGUCUGGAAGCUGCUAUGAAGGGUUCUACUGCACUGGUGGGGCCAGCUCCCCUGCGCCGUAUGAUGGGGUGACUGGGGAUAUAUGCCCUGCUGGAUCAUACUGCCCAGUAGGAUCUCCUCAGCACUUCUUCUGCCCCAACAGCACCUACACUAACCACACAGGUGCAUCCCAGUGCUAUGACUGUCCAGAGGGAUAUUACUGUGUGAACAGGGACAGAGCUGACUCCUGCCUUCCAGGGUACUACUGCCCUGCUAAGACUGGAGCAGACUUACAGCUAUGCCCAGCCGGUACCUUUAACCCCAACUACGGCAUGUAUGAUGUCAGCCAAUGUACACAGUGUGACGGUGGGAAAUACUGUCAGACGGCAGGGCUGCAUGAAGUCACAGGAAACUGCUCAGCUGGCUAUUACUGUCAGUCAGGAGUUGACACUGCUACCCCAACUGGAGCCCACUCUGGGAGUGGAGGGGAGUGCCCAGUGGGUCAUUACUGUCCAGAAGGUACAAUUGACCCCAUACCCUGCCUACCAGGCUCCUACAGUGACAGCCCUGGCCAAUCAUCAUGCACUAACUGUCCGCCUGGGUACUACUGUGUACAGACAUCCACUGAUUACACCAGCCAGGUGUGCCCCAGGGGCUACUACUGCCCAGAGGGCACCAGCUCCCCACACCAGUACCCCUGCCCCAAGGGCUCCUUCAACCCUGUCAAUGGCAGUGAUGACUUCAGUGACUGCUUAACAUGCACUCCGGGACAGUAUUGUGAAGCUGACGGCCUGUAUGAGCCAACAGAUGACUGUACUGCAGGAUGGUACUGUACUGGAGGGUCUUACAUGGCCCAGCCCCACACUGCAGGGAAUGCUACAGACCUCUCAGAAUGUACCUGUCCUCUGGUUAACUACACAGGUGGGCAGUGCUGGCCCGGAACAUACUGCCCCAGUGGGGCACACUAUCCAAUACCAUGCACACUAGGCCAGUACUGUAUGCAGUAUGGAUUAUCUGCCCCUGAAGGAAUCUGUGAUGCAGGGUUUUACUGUAACGGGAGCUCCUCACGUCCUGACCCCCCAGAAGGGGUGUGUCCCAUGGGGUACUACUGUGAGGCAGGGUCACACUCCCCAAUCCCAUGCCCUGCUGGGACCAUGUCAGCCAGUUCUGGUAACACCAACCUGACGGACUGUGCACCGUGUACCCCAGGCUACUACUGUGCUGGGCCCGCUAACAUUAACUACACAGGGCCUUGCUCACCUGGGUACUACUGCCCUGCAGGUCAGACUACAGACAGCCCAAAUGAGUAUAACUGUAGUGUGGGUCACUUCUGCCCAGGGGCUGCCCCUCAGCCAGAGCCCUGCCCCGCAGGAGAGUACCAGGACGAGGAGAGGCAGAGUAGCUGUAAGAACUGCCCAGCAGGCAGCUACUGUGACCCGGUAGAGGCAGCCUCAUAUUUCGGAGUGCCCAGCCAUGGAGUGGUGACCCCUGAGGACUGCCCUGCUGGGUACUACUGUCCUCCUGGGACUGGCCCUAAACACAGCUAUCCUUGUCCCCAUGGGACUUUCAGUAAUCAGACAAACAUACAGACAGCCAGUCAGUGUGAGCCGUGCACCCCAGGAUUCUACUGUGCAGUGCCAGGAUUGACAGAGCCAACGGGAGAAUGUGCAGCUGGCUAUGUUUGUGGUAGUGAGGCGAAUAGCUCGAGUCCAGUAGAUGGCACCACCGGAUACAUCUGCCCACCAGGACACUAUUGUCCAGUAGGCUCAGGCCAAGGAAUCAAGUGUCCAGAGGGGACGUUUAGCCCAGAAACAGGCCUGCACAAUGUCAGCGAGUGUCAGCUCUGUUCUCCCGGCCAAUACUGUGAUGUAGAUGGUCUGACUUCCCCGGCUGGGAACUGCUCGGCAGGCUAUUUCUGUACUCUGGGAGCUGUUGACCAGAGUCCAGUCGGCCAAUUGUAUGGAGAUGUCUGCCCUAGUGGACACUACUGCCCAGAGGGUACGGGCACCCCAGAGCCCUGUCCUGCGGGCACUUACCUGCCAGACUUCGGGAGACGCUCUCAACUGGACUGUCUGCCCUGCCCUGGAGGGAAGUACUGUGUGAGAGAAGGACUGGCAAACUAUACGGAUGACUGUGAUCCUGGGUUCUACUGUGAGACUGGUUCUAAUAGCAGCUCCCCAACAGACGACAUCACUGGGAAUGUCUGUCCAGCGGGCACAUACUGCCCCACAGGAACAACGCUACCCCUACCCUGUGCUGACGGUUACUACAUGAACCACACUCAGGCCAGCGCCUGUGAUCCCUGCCCAGCCAGGUAUUACUGUGUUAACAAAGAUCGGGUUGAUCCGUGUCCCAAGGGGCGCUUCUGUCCAGGUGUGACGGGCUUCAACAUGCAGGUCUGCCCGGCGGGGACGUAUGGCCCGGUUGAGAUGCUGCUGUCAGCAUCUGAGUGCACACAGUGUGAUGGGGGUUUUUACUGCGACACCCCAGGACUGUACAAUGUGUCUGGGGCUUGUGCCCCAGGCUACUACUGCCAGAUCGGAGUUAAUACUGCGACACCUAACAACAACAAUACUGGAUUUGGAGGAGAGUGUCCCAUUGGUCACUUCUGUCCAGAGGGUUCCCCUGAGCCAAUCGGAUGUCCAGCUGGGACAUACGCAGACCUGACUGGCCAAUCAGUAUGCACUUCAUGUGAAGCAGGCUACUACUGCCUGGCUAACUCAACAACUUAUCUGGGUGCUGAAUGCCCAAGAGGUGCAUACUGCCCGCAAGGUACCCGCUUUGCCAGGGAGAACCCUUGUCCUGCAGGAACUUACAACAACAGAACCAGGGCUAGCUCACCCUUCAGUUGCCUCCCUUGCAUAGCGGGGCAGUACUGCCAAGGUGAUGGGUUGGCUGAACCUACGGAUUACUGUGCUGAGGGCUGGUAUUGUUCAGGGGGAGCUUACUCUGACAAACCUCAGGCUGCAGUCAACGCCUCCAGCUGGUACAGUGUGGAGGUGGACUGUCCUAUAUACUCCCUCAACGACACAGGAGGAAUAUGUCCAGAAGGUACAUACUGUCCCCUGGGGUCUGAUCGCCCCACCCCUUGCCCCCCAGGGAUGUUCUGUGCCCUCACAGGUCUACCUUUGCCAUCUGGGGACUGUCAAGAGGGAUUCUUCUGUAAUGGUAGUGGCUGUAGUUCGUGACCCCAUCCUGCCUCUAAGGGACACUACUGCCCCAGCGGUACCCCCACAGAACAGGCCUGCCGACCAGGUACUUUCUCAGAUCGACAACAGAACGUGAAUGUCAGCGACUGUGAGCCAUGCACCAGAGGUCAGUACUGUCAGGAGUACGGCCGAGAAACACCCAACGGACCCUGCAACGCUGGCUACUUCUGCCCUGAGGGGAGUCCCACCCCGAGACCGGUGGAUGCUGCUUGUAGCCCUGGACACUUCUGCCCAGAGGGGAGCUGGAAUGAGACGGGAUGCCCAUCGGGGACCUAUCAGCCCCACUGGAAGCAGUCUGACUGUGAUCCCUGUCCAGCAGGAGCAUACUGCUUGGCCUUUGGUGACUAUGAAGUUCUGGACGACAGCAACAUAACAGUGUCUGGGAAUUUCAGUGGCCGAUAUCGAAGCUAUCGUGGGGUGUCUGUGCCCUCAGUGUGCCCUGAGGGUUCCUACUGCCCAGAGAGGACAGAGUUUGGUCACCAGUUCCUGUGUCCCCUGGGCACAUACAGUAACAGGACGGGACUGUCGAGUCACACUCAGUGUACUCCUUGUGACCCUGGGUAUUACUGCAGUGGUCUAGGUAACACUGAGCCUACUGGUCAGUGCUCAGCUGGAUUCUACUGUAUCUCUGCUGCCUACAAUUCCACUCCCUCUGACGGUCUUAGCGGGAAUAUUUGUCCAGCGGGUCACUACUGCCCAGUGGGCAGUGUUCAGGGCACUGACUGUCCAGUGGGCACAUUCAGUGACCGUGAGGGAUUGAUGACCAGCUCUGAAUGUGAGGCAUGUUCUCCGGGCAGCUACUGUGGCCAGACCGGGUUGACCAAUCCUACAGGGCUAUGCUGGGCAGGUCAUUUCUGUAGUCUGAGUUCUGUACAGCCUAACCCAGUUGGGGAAGCCUAUGGUGAUGUCUGCACAAGUGGUCACUACUGUGUUAAUGGUACCCACACCCCAGAAUCCUGCCCCACAGGGACUUUCUCUGACAGCACUGGUCUCGGUGAUGUUGAUCAGUGUGUUCCAUGCACUCCUGGUUAUUUUUGCGAGGGAUUGGGCAAGGUUAAUGUCACUGGUCCAUGCAGCGCUGGAUUCUACUGCACCAGGGGAGCUAACUCAAGCAUUCCAACGGAUGGUAUCACAGGUGACAUUUGUCCUGAGGGUCAUUUCUGUGUGGAGGGAUCCCCUGCCCCACAACCCUGUGGUAACGGAACCUACAUGAACUUCACGGGGGCUGCAGCCUGUCUGGUCUGCCCAGAGGGGCACUACUGUGUGAACCGUGACCGGGCUGACCCCUGCAGGCAAGGCUACUACUGCCCCGAGGGGACAGGGGCAGACCUACAGGCCUGCCCGACAGGUAGCUUUGGGAAUCGGACAGGCCUGGCCAGGGAGGACCAGUGUACACCAUGUCUAGGUGGCUAUUAUUGUGGUACAGCGGGAUUGCCUGAUGUGGAAGGAGAGUGUCAGGCCAGGUAUUACUGCGAAUAUGGGGUAGACACCGCCACGCCUACCUCCUCUUCUCCCCACAAGGGUGUUGGGGCUGAGUGCCCUGUAGGGUCUUUCUGCCUAAGAGGUUCCACGAUACCCAUGCCCUGCCCAGCUGGCUCCUUCACAUCCAGUCCAGGUCAGUCUUCUUGUCAGCAGUGUCCAGGGGGAUAUUACUGUCUACAGAACACCAGUGACCCCUAUUCUUUCCCCUGUCCUGUCGGUCACUACUGCAGCCCUGGUACAGAGUUUGACACUGAGCACAAGUGCCCGUCAGGGACGUACAACCCGCUGACCACCCAGGACAACAGCCUUGCCUGUCUGGACUGCCUGCCUGGACAGUAUUGUGAGGGGGAUGGGCUGGCAUCACCCACAGGGAACUGCACUGAGGGAUGGUACUGUACUGGCAGGGCCGUCCAAGCCAAACCCGUGGUCAUAGGGAAUUUCAGCAGUGUAGACUUGUGCACAUGUCCUGAUGUACCUUUCACUGGCGGUAAAUGUCAGCCGGGGUCAUAUUGCCCUUCAGGCUCGUCUGCACCGAUCAGCUGUGAUCCAGGAUCGUACUGUGCUGACUAUGAGCUCUCAUCACCGUCAGGCCCUUGCGAUGCAGGGUAUUUCUGUCCUAGUGGGCAGAGUGAGCCCAGCCCUGCAGCCUAUCGUUGUUGGGAGGGGCACUACUGCGAGGAGGGGUCAGGAACGGCUACACCCUGCCCUUCGGGAACCUUCUCUAACGUCUCUGGGACCAUCAACGUCUCUGACUGCAGGCCAUGUACACCAGGGUAUUACUGUGACGGUGAGGGCCUGGUUGUGGAGAGUGGUCCAUGUGACCCUGGGUUUUACUGUCCUGGGGGACAGACAUCUCCUACCCCUGCCCAGUACGACUGCCCAAAGGGGUCCAGAUGCCCACAGGGGAGCCCAGCCCCAGAGAUCUGCCCACGAGGAACAUACCAACCAUCGAGAGGUCAAGCGGAUUGUGAUCCCUGUCCAUCACGGUUUUACUGUGACCCUUACCAGCUGGGCAAUGUGACUGGGAUCAUAGACCCAGUGAACUGUCCCCAGGGUUAUUACUGCCCCACAGGAACAAAACAUGCGUAUGAGAACCCAUGCCCACCUGGGUCUUAUGGCGAUGCAGACAGACUUGAGUCUGACGUUGAGUGUCGGCAAUGUAUCCAUGGCUCCUACUGCGAAACCCCAGGGUUACCCGCCCCUGAGGGACUGUGUGAUGCAGGCUAUUACUGUGGAAGAGGGGUGUCCACGCCAAGGCCUGCAGAUGGAGUUUGUCCUGUGGGUCGCUACUGUGAACAGGGAUCUGUCAUUGGUGAGCCAUGCCCUGAAGGCACCUACAACAACUUCACAGGUCUACGUUACGCUAAUGAGUGUAUACCAUGUGACCCGGGCAUGUCAUGUCCCACUACCGGACUGGUGGAGCCCUACCAGGACUGUACAGCUGGGCACUACUGUGUGCUGGGUGCCUACACCCCCAACCCCUCCAGUGAGAGCUACGGCUAUCUCUGUCCAGUGGGGCACUACUGCCCUAGCGGAACCCCCAGCCCCGUGCCCUGUCCGAGGGGAUACUACCAGCCAGGAACAAGCAAGCAGAGUCUGUCAGACUGUGUCCCGUGUGAGGCAGGGUACUACUGCCUGGAGUCUGGCAACAAUACAGUCACAGGCAGGUGUGCUCCGGGUUACUACUGUGUGGAGAAAGCCUGGGAACCAACACCAACAGAUGGUGCUACAGGCGAUAUCUGCCCUGUAGGUGAGUUCUGUCCAGAGGGGUCAGACACAGGCACCCCCUGUGCCCCAGGCACCUACAUGAAUCACACGGGUGCUGCCUCCUGCUACACCUGUCCUCAGGGUCACUACUGUAUCGGCGGAGCUAACCUAGACCCUUGCCCUCAGGGAUUCUACUGUCCCACUGGCACAGAUAGUGGCUACCUUCCCUGCCCUGUUGGUACUUAUGGUAAUCGUCUGAUGUUGACUAAUGAGACGGAGUGUACCCCAUGUGUGGGAGGUUCGUACUGUGCAACUCCUGGCCGCGCUACACCCACCGGCCUGUGUCAGGCUGGGUACUACUGUGUCUCAGGUGUGAGUGUACCUACCCCAUCCUCAAGUGUGCCCCACACAGGGAGUGGUGAUGAGUGCCCUGCUGGAAGUGAGUGCCCUGAGGGCUCCAGCUACCCUAUCCCCUGUCUGGCUGGCACCUACACUCCAACCCCUCAGAACCCUGCCUGUCUGGCCUGCCCACCUGGCUACUACUGCCUCAAUGCCACAGCUAUUCCCCUCCCUUGUCCUACUGGUCACUACUGCCCAGAGGGGACAGAGUUUGACACCCAGUAUCCGUGUUUAAAGGGGACCUACAACAACAACACAGGUGCCCUCAAUGACAGCAGCUGUGAGGUGUGUACCCCAGGUUACUACUGUAAUGGUUUGGCCAACACUGUACCUGAUGGGCUGUGCGAUGCUGGAUUUUUCUGUGCAGGAGGCUCAUUCCAGCAGCGCCCCUAUGACCCGGGCAUGCUGCUGACAUCAAACGGAACUACCAUAGAUUUGCUGUCAAAUGUGACCUGUACUCCGACCUGGGAAUGUGUUUGUCCUGCAUAUGAGAUGACCACUGGAGGUGUGUGUCCAGCUGGUCACUACUGCCCCCAGGGCUCUGUCCAUCCUGUGCCCUGUGAUGGUGGGAAGUACUGUGCUACAUCUGGGCUACCUUUACCCACAGGUGAUUGUCUUGCUGGUUGGUACUGUAACCACACAAGUGAGGCCCCUAACCAGUACAUCUGCCCCAUGGGUAGCUAUUGCCCCUCAGGCACAGGUGUCCCGCUAACCUGUCCUGCUGGUACCUUCUCCAGUAACGAGGGAAACAAUGACCUGGCUGACUGCUUGGAUUGUACAGCAGGCAUGUACUGUCAAGGUGAUGGUAAUGUGUUGCCAGAUGGCGACUGUGACCCAGGUUACUACUGCCCUGGUGGUCAGAACAGUUCCUCUCCCGCAGAGCACCUCUGCUGGACCGGUCACUUCUGUCCACUGGGGUCAGCCCUGCCAGAGAUCUGUGUCAAUGGGACAUACCAGCCUAAUGAGGGUCAGAGCGACUGCCUCGUCUGUCCGGCUGGCUAUUACUGUAACCCCACUUCAGGAAACAGUACAAUUGUUCAUGGUAAUUCGGUGUCUAUCCCCACACCUUGCCCUGCUGGAUAUUACUGCCCAGAGGGGACAGCACUGGCUUAUGCCAACCCCUGCCCACCAGGAUCCUACGGACCCAAUCAAUAUUAUAGCAGCCUGGAUGACUGUGUGCCUUGCCCUGCUGGAUCCUUCUGUGCAGAGGAUGGAUUGUCCCAGCCCUCAGGAGAGUGCUAUGCUGGCUUCUACUGUACAGGAGGAGCCCGCUCUCCAACCCCUGUGGAUGACCAGGUUGACCAUGCCAAUAACAUCACAUUCACCGGGAAUGACAGAUGCCCCGUUGGCCAUUUCUGCCCCAAUGGCACCAGCUACCCACGACCAUGCCCUAUAGGCACCUUCUCCACCCAAAGAGAGGUAGCCAGUGAGGCAGAGUGUGAGCCUUGCCCACCAGGGCGCUAUUGUAACAUCCAGGCCUUCACCAAUGUGACUGAACCACCCCUCUGUGAUUCAGGGUAUGUGUGUACAGGAGGUAGCACGACCCCUACACCCACAGAUCCUGCUGAAGGCUACCCCUGCCCUGCUGGCUUUUACUGUGGGGAAGGGGCUCUCAUAGAGACAGGCUGUCCAAUUGGAACCUAUCAGCCAAACAUUGGCCAAUCCAACUGCACUACAUGCCCUGCUGGAUACAUGUGCCUAGAUGCAAAUAUGACUACUCCAGAUAGCUGCAAAACAGGUUAUUACUGUCCAUAUGACUCUUCCCCUGUACCCUGCCCUGCGGGUACUUUCAACAACAUCACAGGUCUGGAGGCGGAGCCUCAGUGUACAGACUGUACCGCAGGAAUGUACUGUGAAGGAGUGGGCAACAGCUAUCCCUCAGGUGACUGUGAGGCUGGAUAUUACUGCCAGGGUGGUGCUGCCAGCCGAGCCCCUUCUCCCUCAGUAAACUACCCAGAUAAUGGCCUCUGUCCUGGGGGUUUCUACUGCCCCUCCGGCACAGCCAUCAGGAUACCCUGCCCUGUGGGAACCCUACGUAACUUUACAGGUGGUGCCUCACUAGCAGACUGUUCCCCUUGCACGGCUGGUUAUUACUGUGCUAGUCCUGGUCUAACAGAGCCAUCUGGCCUGUGCUCUGCUGGUUACUACUGUCCCGCUGACAACCAGACAGCCUCUGCCACCCCCACAGGCCUGGAGUGUCCCCCGGGGUACUACUGUCCUGAGGGAUCGGCCGUUCCAGUGCCGUGUCCGGCGGGAGAAAGUCAGCCCAACCAGGGCCAGUCCAGCUGUGAUCCGUGCCCCGCAGGCUAUUAUUGUCAGAGUUCUCUGAUACCUGACCCUCAGCCCUGUGUACCCUACCACUACUGCCCUCCAGCUACCAAGUAUCCAAUAGCCUGUCCUAAUGGAACAUUCACCUAUGACAACAUGACAAUGCUGGAGGCAGCCUCCGAUUGUCUCCCUUGUGUGUCAGGUAGUUUUUGUCGGUAUGGCCAGAUAGCAGGUGACUGCUCAGCUGGGUUUUACUGCCAGGCUGGUUCUGAUGAUUACACACCUAGUGGCCCCACCCCAUCCUUCACCUGUCCCCCUGACACUAUCUGUGCUGGACUCUGUCCCCGUGGUAGCUACUGCCUCGAGGGCACUCCUGUCCCCAUCCCCUGCCCUGAGGACACGUACAGAUUGACUGACGGGGCUAGACAGGAGGCAGACUGUGAUCCCUGUCCUGCGGGCUUUGUCUGCUCAGAAGGCACCGCUGACCCUGUCUCUUGUCCCCCCGGGUUCUACUGCCUUGAAGGCAACGGCACCACGCCCUGUCCUCGCCUGACCUACCGGGAUGUGGAUGGGGCAGCUACCCUCACAGACUGUCACCCCUGCCCCGCGGGGUACUGGUGUAACUACACAGGUAUUGCGGACUACACAGGUCUGCUGUGCCCGUCUGGUUACUAUUGCUAUGAAGGGGAGGAGCCCCAGCUGUGCCCUGCGGGCAGGAUGAGGGACGUGCCCGGAGCAGAGGGUCCCCUCAACUGUACCCUGUGUCGCCCCGGGUACUACUGCCCCAACGACACUGUUAACACCCAGGGCAUACCCUGUCAGGAGACCUAUGAAUGCCCUCCAGGUGCAUCACUUGAAAUAGACUGUCGUUCAGGGCACUAUUGUGUGGGGAUUACCGGAAUUCCCCCCAUUUGCCCUGGGGGUUACUACUGUCCCAAUGCCACAGACACCCCAAUACCCUGCUACUACCCAGAGUAUUGCCCAGAGGGCAGUAAUAUGACUUUGAAAUGUCCUCUAGGGUAUCGGGCCAUUGACCAUCCAGGGGUGAGAUAUGACAUUUCCAUGUCCUGUGAGAUUUGCCCAAAUGGAACAUAUGGAAAUCACACAGAAAGGGAGGUAUGUUUGAUCUGUCCCGCUGGGUACUAUUGCCCAGCUGGCACUGGGCACGGAGACUCUAACCCCUGUCCUAUUGGAUCCUACUGCCCUCUGGGAUCAGCCCAGCCUCAGCCCUGCCCCAGGGGAAUGUACGGGAAACUGUACAGAGCUCAGAACUAUGGGGAUUGUGCCCUCUGCCCAGCAGGCUAUUACAACGACCUGUUGGGGCAGAAGGCAUGUCGCCCCUGCGGGACCUCGUCCACCUCUGCUGAGGGGAGCCCCACCUGCACCUGUCUUGGCAGUCUGCGCUCCUUCCAGCCGUCAGAUGGCAGCUGUAAGUGUCUUUCUGGCCACAUCUACUACAAUGAGGCCGACAUCAAGGAGGAUGAUGGGAAUAGUGACAUUGACUGCCAGCCCAUCGUGGACACCCGCUGUGGCAUCUAUCAGACACGUAUCUCCUCCACCAGGGAGUGUGUAGACGCCAGCACUUAUGACUGCUCCGUGACUUGUGUGGACUCUGGAGGAGUACUCAACAUAGACUAUGGCAUGUGUGUGUGUGACGUGGUGACGACGGCAGAGGAGAUCUGUAACCGUACGUGCAGACGGACAAGCAUGCCCAAGCUGGGCACUCAGUUACUGGAGGAUGGGACAGUCCAGAUGACAGUGACCCACCCACUGACUGGUGUGACAACUACGGUGACUGUAUCAGGUGUGAUUGGCCCCAGUGAAUUCACCACAGGUGUGAAAAACACCCAGGUGUGUAACUUCUAUCCUGACCGAGUCACAGGAUCUCUGUACAGGGACACCUCUGAGGCUCUCACUGGCAUAUUUGCGGACCUGGAGAAUGUGACAGAUGUGGCCCCUGUAAGUCGCCGUCGUCUUCUGGCCACUGCAGUCCCCAACAAUGAGAUCACCAACCCUAUCAUAUGCCUGGCCGAAGAGGACAUGGUUCUGUUCAAAGUGACCAUUGACUCCACUGACCGUACAAACAGUCACUACCCUGUCUACCAGAAGGACCAUCUGUUUAACAGCAACCCCUCGUUUGACUAUGGAGCAUUCAACCAGCUGAAGACUUAUAUAGAGAAUACCAACAUGACCAUUACAUCUUUCGCCCAUGUCUUCCCAGAUGCCGGGAAUUAUGUGUUCAAGGAUGCUCAGAAUGCUGACAGACAGGUGAUCAUCUCUGUGCAGCCCACAGGCUCUACCUGUCCCACAGACGAGGCAGCUGUUCAAGCAGCCACACCCACUAACCUGGCAGGCUUCGCGGUCACCAAGUCUGCCGCCACGAACCAGGAACCAGACUGGGGUGUCAUGAUAGGGCUUAUGGCAUUCUUUGGAGCCUGUGUCUUACUGCUGGUGGUUGCCGUCAUAGUCUGGCGUCCACGAGAAGCUGGAAUAUAUCCCAUGAAGCACUGGUUGCCACGAUAUCGCAGUUUGGGGGCACCACCUCCUGUACCAUCCUACAUGCGGUAUGACAUUAGUCACUGGGACCAGAAAGCUGUUAAAUCUGACAGCCUUGGACCACGUUAUGACGGGGAUGGAGCAGAGAGAGACCUGUCAGCAUCUAUGGCCUGGAAAAGAGAGCAAGAACUGGAGAAUUUCAAUGUGCGUGUAUUAUAUGACAAACUAGAGGAUCAGAACCUACACCUGGCCUCGCAGCUGGCCCGUCAGCAGGAAGACCUGGCUGGUUUCUACGAGAGGAUCAGCCGUCAGAACGAUGACUUGAAGCGACUUCUGGAGAACAUGACCCCAGAAAAACUGCAGGAGCUGGAGCAACGACGCCAACUGGGAUCAGGGGAGAGAACUGUGGAGGGCUUACAGGGAGCCAAUAGCAGUGGUGCAACCAUUGUCAAUGCCAACAUUAACACAGGCGGAAUUAGCAAACAGUAUAGGUUUGCAGGUGGCAGUGACCGUGAGGGUGAGCUGAUGGCGGCCCUACAGCUCCUGAUUGACCGACUCAACUCUGGUCAGAUCCCGAUAGACCCAGCCAUGGUCAGUCGGUCAGGCAAUGUGACAAAUGUGGAUGUGAGAAGAGCUGGCUCUAACCUAAAGCCUGGUACUCAUAGCGAGCUGCUGCGACGACAGAAUGGAGAGAGGAUUAGCCUCGAGAGAGAUUUGUCAGGGGAGGAAACUCUGGCACUUGAAAAACUGGAGGAAGAACAGGAUACCAAGAGGGGACAACUUUUAGACAGAAUGACCUCAGACUUGGCAGAAAAAAUGCAAGGGAACCUGUCUGUGGAGGAGAUGAGGAGGAUUUUGAGUCAGCAUGAGGAGGAUCUGGAGGCAACCCUGGGUAAACAGACCAAGGAGAGGCAACGGCAGAUGGAGGAGCUCAGGCAAAGGCUUGCUGAGAAACGCAGGAAUAAAGAGGCUGCUUUGAGGAAUAAACAUACCAGCGAGGCUCAAUCUAUAGGGUUGCCUCCCCCUAAAGUAAGUGAAGAUAAUGCAGAGGUUAAACUGAAGACAGAGGAGUUCCUGUUAAGGGGCGCUAAGUCAGAGGAGCAAGCUGGUCUUGCAGAUGCUGAGAUGAACACAGAUCUGAAGUUGUCUGAGGAGCAAAGAAGUCAGAUGUCACAGAGCGUCAAAGAGCAAAUGGAGGGUUUGUGCCAGCAAGGCUCCCUGGAUGAUGCCACCCUGCAAGAACUACUGGACAAACAGGCAGAGAUGGAGAGCCAGCUGAACAAGAUGAUGAUGAAGAGGAGAGCUGAUCAGCUGGGGGCACUCAAGGACAAGAUGGCUGAGAGGAAGGCAAGACGACGGAACAAGCUAAGAGAAAGGCAGGAGAAGGAACAGGCAGAGCUGUCUACAAGGCUUAUCCAGGAAGGGAAGCAUGAUGAACUUGACCACCAGAUGGCAGCACUGAAGUGGAUGCAGCAGCUGGAGAGGGAUGCGGCUGAGUUGGAGGCUGAUGCUGAGGAGAAGGAGCAUGCUGGGAAGCUCCAGCGUAGCCUUGAUGAGGAGCACACAAGUACACUGAAGGAGAAACAUCAGGAGUUCCUGGGCAAGCUUCCGGGAGUUGAUCAAGUCAUUGUUCAGAAGCUUCUAGAUCAGAAUCGACGCGACAAUGAGCUACUGCAAGAAAACCUUAGCCGUGAACGUGACCGGCAACUCAACGACAUGAAGGCUAAGCUGGAGGCCCGCAGAGCCCGUAAGCUGAGGGAGGCCCAUCGUAAAUCUGAGGAGGCCGCGGCUCAGCAGAUUGUAGAUGAACAGUCUUGGCAAAUGAAGCAGACCCUGGCUGAGAGCGUUCAGGACGACGCCCUUCAUCUGCCCUCCGUGCAGUACGGCCACAGUCCACAGGAGGACGUGCUCAGAAAACAACAGGAGCAAGUAAAUGAGGAAAUAAGAGAGCGUCACAAGAGAGAACAGGAGAAGACAGUGAGCAGACUUGAGGAGGAGGCGAGGGGAGAGGAGACCAGUGUCAGACAGAGGCUGGAGGAUCAGGCUGAGAAAGUCCUGAGGGAGAGCAGGAACAGACAGGCUGCAGAGUUAGCCGCUCGCACAGAUCUCAGCCAGGAUCAACUUAAUGCUCUAAUGGCUGCCCAUGAGAAAGAGUUGGCAGAACUUGCGAGUAAGAUGGAGUCGGAGAAGACUCGUCAAAUUCUCGCCACCCGGGAGAAACUAGCCGAGAAGCGACGCAAGAAGAUGGAAGAACUGCGUCGUCGUCAGGAAGUUGAGCUGACAAAGGAGACUUUGGAACAACAGAAAGAAUUGGACGAUAUGAGACUCAAGAAGAUGAAAGAAGUGGAAUCCAAGGCCAUAGAGGAGGGAAUCCGAGAGAAUGGAAUUGAGGAUGGUGACAAGAUUAUCAGGGCAGUUCUAGCAAAGAGACAUGCACAGGAAUUGAAUGAUCUGGAAGGGCGUUUUGUGGCUGAGAAAAAGGUGCGGGUUGAUGAGGCUCUGAACAAAUUGUGCAGCAAAUACAAUAAACUGAGAGACGACUUGAAGAAACAGCAGGAGUUAGAGCUUGCUGCAUUAGAGAAGCAAGGAUUAACACAUGAGGAGCUCCAGCAGAAGAGAGCAGAGCUACUGAACAAGCACCAGCUGGAGUUGUCUGCCCUUGACGGACAGCAGUCGGCAGAGGAGGCUAAUAUAGAACAGCAGGCGCUGACAGACUGGGAGUUGAGAUGUGCUCGUGCAAAACUUGAACUCAAAGAGAAACAUUACAAGGAAUUCUCUGAGGCUUUACGUGAGUACAGUCCUCACCAUGAGGCUGUGGCGUGCGCAGACAAUGCUGCUGGGGAACUGGAGCAUGUGAAGCUAUCCCUGGAGCAGCUGCAUCGCCAGCAGGAGGAGGCCAUGAAGAGACAGAGACAAGAAUUUGAUGAAUCAGAGAAACAGAAGUUAUCUGAAGAAUUAACAAUGUACAAACAGAAACUGGAAGAUGACACAAAGAGGGACAAGGAGAAAGCAGAGAAAAACAUUGCUGCUCUCCAGAAACGUAAAGACGAUUUUAUCAAGGAGAGAAAACAGAAAAUGAAGGCCGAACUGGAGAGACUGAGUGAGCAGGGGGCUGGCAAGGAAGAGCAGGAACGUGUGAUGGCCGAGUACGAGCGGGACGUGCAGACUGUGGUCAACAAGAUGGAGGCUGACCGAUUACGGAUGCAGAGUAACUUGCAAGAUAGGCUGAGGAAGAGGAAGGAGGAAAAACUGAGAAAGAAAGAGAAGGAGCUGAAAGAGGAGGUCAGGCAGGAGACAGAGGAGUUGGAGGCUAAGCAGAGGAGUGAGAUGGAGAGACUGAAGGCAGAUGAGGCACUGACUCUGAAGGAGUGUGUGAACAUAGAUCACUUGGUGUCAGGUCGUGGGCACCCCAUGCAGCCCGUUGAGGACACCCCAGUCAUGGAGGACAGUGGUGAGAGAGUGCCACCUAAUGGUCAGGAUCACAGUUCUCUCCCCUCCUCCUACAAUAUGACAGCUCCCCUCAAUGAGGCAGAACUAACAGCUCUGUUGCUGGCUUCCCCACUGUAUCAGAAAUUAGAGGAGAUGAAGAAGAAUCUGUCUACUGGAACAUCAAGUAAACAGAACUCAUCAGAAGGUGAAAGUUCCUUGGAUUCCAGUGAUGCUGGCUGGACAAGUGACACCGAACUGACUCCAGUGGAUCUGAAUAAGGUGAAGCCUCGUACAUUCAUUGUGUACAAGUUUGGCUGUUUUGUAUCUGAGCUGGUGGCCACCCAUUGCCAUCACAUGCCAGUCACAAUACUGCUAGCUGACAAGAUCCCCGCUAACGACCACCUCACUCAUAACCGCUACCGAAACUCCUUCCACUUUGACGCCACUAACCACAUGCUGUACCUGCGAACGGCGCGCCUGGACUCUGUCGGGGAAUUCCUGCUGGUUCUGGUCCACACCCUGGCACACGUCAAAGCUGGCAACCUCCAGGAUGACUCUAACCCAGAUUUUGUGCGCGAGUACCAUCGUGCCAUGGCCGUGGUGUGUGAUGACCUGUUCUUCGCACGUUACCGCCGUUCCACGGAACUCUCCCAGUCUCUGACUAGGUCAGAUGGUCACAACGUGGAGGAAGGGGCUAACGGAGUGCUGAGCUCCGUCUUCAACUCCUGUCACAGCGAGGAUGAGAAGGGUCAUGUGGUCACGGACUUGCUGGACACCCGCUUACUGCCGGCCACAGACGGUACAGGUGUCCACUUCAACCAGGACAGGAUCAAUCAUAGACUGUCCAAGUACAGCCAGUUGUUAUCUACCAGCAGACUUCAGGAUGAGCUGGGUGAUGUAGAGACCAAGCUACAGCAGGCCAAGGCUCAGGGGUCAGCCAAGUGUGUGGCCCAACAACUAACUAACCUCAGCAGUAUGUUCACCACCUCAGGUACAACUGUGUUGACGAGACAAGUGCCGGAUAGUUUCCGUGUGGCCAAUAUGACUGGGCAAGCUCUGUGGCAGACAUUUGUGAAUGAUUUAGAAGAACCAGACAACCAACAGUUGACUGAGCCCCCAGCAACUGAUAAGGACCAUACAGAAAGGAAUGACUUACUUCUAGAAGACUUUGCUACUGUCUCUCAUCGUAUUUUGGAAACCAAAGAAAGGCUUUCUGGGUGGGAAGAUGAGCUGGAAGCUGAAAUCGCCUUGGAAACAGAAAAGGGCAAAGGUCAAGCCCAAAACAGGCGCAAAACGCUGAGCCAAACAAUUCAUCAGUGUCGAGAAACAUUGAACUCAUUGGAAAUGGAGAAAACCAGAAUUCUGAGUGCAAUGGACAGUGAUAAUGUUGAGGACAGUGCUUAAUUAAAUUUUUCUCAGCUAUGUUUACUCUCUUUUUUUGCCAAAAGUGAGGCUAUGUGUAUAACAAGCCAAUGUCUGUGUCAUGUUAUUUGCCAAACUGUAUUUACAGUUCCCGUCCAACUUUUAUCAUAUGUGAUAUUUUAUAGACUAUGUUUAUAUUUUGUGACUAAAUUUUGUUAAAAUGUAUGAUGACUUACAGAUCUUGUUAGACCAAAGUGAUUUUCCAUUAAAACAUUUAUACUUUGUCAGCGUUUUAUGAACAUUUACCUGUAUAUACUUGUGUAUAUUUUUUGUAUUAUACUGUCUAGCAUUUUUGUUUGUUACAAAAACAUACAUGUUGAUAGAGUACAUAUAUUUUUACACGGAUAUAGAGCGGUUUUUGUGCAAUCUUGUACAAGUCUAAGACAGUUAUAUGUGCAGAUGCAUACUUCUACUAUCGAGUUAUCACUUUUGUAUGGUUUUUCAGUAUUGGUAAUUAAUUCUUCAAAGAAGGGUGAAGACAUUGAACCACAUCCUUUGUGUAACCAUCUGGUAAAACAUGUCUUAUGAAUGGCUAAGGGGGUUCGUGUAAGGAUGUUAUGUAGUACAUGUAUAUGAUACAGAUUAUUUCACAGUUAAGAUUUAUUAUUUAACUGCAAAACCUGUUUGUUAUUCAUGUGUAUAUGACAAGAGAGUUUACUUUUAUUUUUGCAUGAUUUUGCGUAAAUCAUGUACGCAUAAUCUAGAUGUUUGGAUGUUAUUUACAUUUGAACCGUCCACCUCAGACUGUGAUAAUAUUUUUCAUGUUGGGACAAAUACACAAUAAACUACAUGUU
Messenger RNA from Liolophura sinensis, 30699 nucleotides. RefSeq lists its product as uncharacterized. Lineage: Eukaryota; Metazoa; Mollusca; Polyplacophora; Chitonida; Chitonidae. Gene Ontology annotation, cellular component: extracellular region. Gene Ontology annotation, molecular function: protein binding; chitin binding. The record is from RefSeq and is a predicted model, not a curated record.